AUGUUGGGACUGCCAACACCGGCACCGGAUGCCUUGCCGCCUCAGAAAACUUACGAACGUUUUUUCUUUGUGCAAAAACGCAGUUUUGCAACUGUCGGUAUUGAUCCUACAUCCUUUGAGCGUACCAUUAUCAGUUAUGGACUUUUUUGGAUACCAUUUUUUGCCAUGGUAACAAUUCCUGGACCUGCACUUCUGCUCGCCAGGAAUUAUAUUACCGACCUUAAUGUGGUGGCCAGAAUUUUGACACCGGUUUGGCAAUCCAUCUUGGCUGGGUUAAAAAUCUGUGUUUUCAUGUGGCAGCGUAAGAAAAUCAUUUUUCUGGUGCGCAAAGUGUGGUUAUGGAAUUUGGAUGGGUUUUCGAUUUUACAACAACAAAAAGGUUCUUUCGCCAUAGGCGAAGCUGCAAAUGCUAAGGAAGCGGAAAUCCUCACGAAGGAAAAUGUCAUUGACCAGAAGAUUACGUCAUUUUAUUUUGUUUUAGUAGCUGUUUCCGGCUUCAGCGCCAUAUUAAUAUACAUUUUGGACAUUCAUGAAACCUAUAUUGGUUAUUUAUUUGCCUUUGUGUGGGGUUCGUUAGCUAUUUAUUGUAUAUGCAAUGGUUCACUGGCAAUUGACUCCCUUUUCUCAUGGUUUGUCUGCAAUUUUGUUGGACUAUUUCGAAUUCUGAAUUUGAAAUUCAAAACUUUAGCUGAAUCUGGCAAUCUCUCUGAUGGAGAGUUCAAAGAUGGCAUUAGGAAAUGUGUAAUGUACCAUUUGCAAGUGAUCAAAUUGGUCGAAAGUUUCAAUGAAGUCUAUAAGACAAUUAUUUUUUUGAAAUUUCUGAUCAGCUGUUUCCAAAUUGCUUUCAUAGUUUUUCAGUUCCCGAAUACUGAGGAGAUGGGUUUUCAAUUGAUGCAUGCCUCAUUUCUUUCCUCGGUGGCAACACAGUUGAUGCUUUACUGUCAUGGUGGGCAAAAAAUUAAGGAUAUGAUUUGA
This is a messenger RNA of Stomoxys calcitrans (stable fly), 975 nucleotides long. RefSeq names its product odorant receptor 45a-like. NCBI's taxonomy places the organism in Eukaryota, Metazoa, Arthropoda, Insecta, Diptera, Muscidae. The record is from RefSeq and is a predicted model, not a curated record. Gene Ontology annotation, cellular component: plasma membrane. Bases 1 to 975 code for a protein of 324 amino acids. Gene Ontology annotation, molecular function: odorant binding; olfactory receptor activity. The transcript is spliced from 5 exons. Gene Ontology annotation, biological process: detection of chemical stimulus involved in sensory perception of smell; sensory perception of smell.